This is a messenger RNA of Spinacia oleracea (spinach), 2106 nucleotides long. RefSeq lists its product as uncharacterized. NCBI's taxonomy places the organism in Eukaryota, Viridiplantae, Streptophyta, Magnoliopsida, Caryophyllales, Amaranthaceae. The transcript has 7 exons. The record is from RefSeq and is a predicted model, not a curated record. Bases 1 to 2106 code for a protein of 701 amino acids.
AUGAAGGGUGUGCUGCCUGAGCUGAUAGCUGAGAAUCAAGGAGCUUUUGUACAUGGUAGGUUCAUCAUGCACAAUAUCAUGAUAUGUCAGGAAAUUGUUAGACAAUAUGGAAGGAAGAAUGCCUCACCUGGCUAUUUGAUCAAACUGGAUAUGCAGAAAGCCUAUGAUACAAUUGAGUGGGAUUUUUUGGAGGAAAUGUUGUUUGCUUUAGGCUUCCCACAUCUGUUUGUUCAGUGGAUCAUGACCUGUGUCACAACUCCUAAAUUCUCCAUUAUGGUCAAUGGUUCAGUCCAUAGUUUCUUUGCCUCUCACAGGGGCUUGAGACAGGGGGAUCCCCUAUCGCCCUUGUUGUUUGUGGUUUGCAUGGAGUAUCUGUCAAGAACACUACACAAGGUGGGAGAAGAUUGUUGUUUCAAAUUUCACCCAAGAUGCAGAUCAACUAAGUUAACUCACCUUUGCUUUGCAGAUGACCUUAUUCUCUGCUGCAAGGGUGAGUUUAAUUCAAUUCAUCUGCUCCUUCAAGGUUUCAAGUUAUUUUCUGAUACUUCUGGUUUAAAAGCUAAUGUUCAGAAGUCUGCAGUGUAUUGUGUUGGUAUGAAUACUGAUGUAGUUCAGCAGGUGGUGGAUGUGUUUAGGUUUUCCCUGGGGACUUUCCCUUUUAGGUACCUAGGGGUUUCUAUUUAUUUUAAAAGAAUCACAAAUGUUGACUGUGAAAGUCUAGUGGAUAAAAUGUUUGCUAGGAUUAAGACUUGGAGUUACAGAAACCUAUCCUUUGCAGGUAGGGUAACCCUGAUAAAUGCAGUACUCUUGAGCAUCCAUUCUUACUGGGCACAAGUGUUUGUUCUCCCUAAACAUGUUCUCAAAACUGUUGAGGUGCGCUAUCUAGUGUGUAGCCCAAAGAAGGAAGGUGGGUUGGGAAUUAGAAAGAUUCAGGCUUGGAACAUUGCUGCAUUAGGGAAGUAUGUAUGGGCAAUAGCUAGAAAAAAGGACACAAUGUGGGUUAGAUGGCCAAAAGCUGAUAGUGGUUGGUACUGGAGGAAGAUCUGUAGUGUUAAGGAGGAUCUGAAGAUGUUGUUCAUUGAGAUUGAGUUGGCUCAAAUGCCUAAAUAUUAUAUUCAGAAAGUUUACCAGAAACUUAUCCAGCAUGGUGACAAGGUCCCUUGGGGGUCUGCAGUGUGGAAUAGAGCUUCUAUUCCUAAAACUAGAGGGGUUGAAAAAUGGCUAGAUAUUCCUAUUAGCAAAGUUCAGUAUAUGGGCCUAUUGAGAUGGGUUAAAUGGAAGAGCAAAUGCAGCAAAUUCCAGAAGAUAGUAAUGCAUACUGCUAUCAAUGCUACUGUGUAUGUCCUGUGGAGAGCAAGGAAUGAUGCCCAGUGGAAUCAGAUGAUUCCCACCCCUGCAGCUACUAUUAGUUGCAUCCGGAGGAGUGUCAUUGAGAGACUAACUCACAUAGGUGCUAGGAAUCCUAGUACUGAUGACCAGAUUUGGUGGAAAAACAAAUGUGGUCAAGAGGCGCUGAAGAUGGAUUGCAAAAGAAUUGGGAAGAAAAAGGAAAGUGGUUCUGGUAAGAAUGAUGAAGACAGAGAAUAUUGGAAUGCAAACGCCUCAGUUCGAUGGCUUGGUACUCAUCUUCGAUCUUCUUCUGUUCUCUCUCUCUUCCGUGAACUCCGUAAUAAUGUAACCUUACCGGCUAAAAAGAUCAUAACUUCUAUUUGGAGUAUUUGGAAAACACGUAAUGCUCACAUUUUUAGACAAUCUCCCGUCUCAUCGAUGGGAAUAUACAGUAGAGCUUUCAGGAUCCUUACGAAAUGGAAUAUGCGUACACGUCUCGAUUCAUUGGAUGUGAACAUUAAUAAUAAUUCUCUUUCAAAGCCUCCACGUACCAUGCAAGUUGCUUGGACACCUCCGACCCCUGGGAUUGUGAAAAUUAAUUUUGAUGGGUCACUUCGUAACAACUCUGGAACAGCUGGUGUAGUAAUUAGAGACCACUUAGGAAAUAACAUUAUUAGUCGAACCUACAAUCUUGGAACAUCCUCUCCGAUUCUUGCUGAAGCUACAACUCUUCGGAAAAACUCAAUGCCCGUGGAAGAUACAAGUAUUGAUGAAUGA